AUGUUACAGAGGGGAAAACUGAGCUGCCAAGGUCCCCAGAGAACCUUCCCUUCCCUUGCACAGACCCAGGCUCCUCCGCUCCCCAGCGGCUCCAGCUUCCCCGGGGGCGUGUCUGGCGCCGGCCCCUCGGGCCCCCAGCUCCGCAACGGAAGCGAACCCCCGCCGGGCAGGGAGCUCGUGGACCCGGAGGACCUGAACCUGACCUUGGAGGAGCUGCGGCUCAAGUACCUGGGCCCGCGGCGGAGCCGGCUCUUCGGGCCCAUCUGCGCGGCCUACCUGCCCAUCCUGGCGGUGGGCGCGGCGGGCAACGCCCUGACGUGCCUGGUCAUCCUGCGGCACAAGGCCAUGCGCACGCCCACCAACCACUACCUCCUCAGCCUGGCCGUGUCCGACCUGCUGGUGCUGCUGCUGGGCAUGCCCCUGGAGCUCUACGAGCUGUGGCGCAACUACCCCUUCGGCCUGGGCGCCGGCGGCUGCUACUUCCGCACGCUGCUCUUCGAGACGGCCUGCCUGGCCUCCGUGCUCAACGUCACGGCGCUCAGCGUGGGCCGCUACGUGGCCGUGGCGCACCCGCUCCGGGCCAAGGCCGCGCUCACGCGGGCCCGCGCGCGCCGCGUCAUCGCCGCGCUCUGGGCGGCCGCCGUGCUCUGCUCGCUGCCCAACACCAGCCUGCACGGGCUCCUGGAGCUGGAGGUGCCGGGCCGCGGCGUGGUGCCGGACUCGGCCGUGUGCACGCUGGUGCGCCCGCGCGCGCUCUACAACCUGGUGGUGCAGGGGACGGCGCUGCUCUUCUUCGGCCUGCCCGUGGCCACCAUGGGCACCCUCUACGCGCUCAUCGGCCUGAGGCUGCGGCGGGAGCGCCGCCUGUGGGCCCGCGCGGGGAGCGCCAGGGCCGGCGGCCCCGGGCCCGAGAAGCUGCGCCAGAGGCAGCUGACCAAGAUGCUGUUCGUGCUGGUGGUGGUGUUCGGCCUGUGCUGGGCCCCCUUCCACGUGGACCGCCUCAUGUGGAGCUGCGUGUCCUCCUGGACGGAGGAGCUGCUCCAGGCCUUCCAGUAUGUGCACGUGGCCUCCGGCGUCUUCUUCUACCUCAGCUCCGCCGCCAACCCCGUGCUCUACAGCCUGCUGUCCAGCCGCUUCCGGGGGGCCUUCCGCCAGGCCCUGGGCCUGCGGGGGCGCGGACGGCCCGGGACUGGUCCGGCCCAGCCACUGAAGGGGGGCCUGCUGCCAGCCGGGGUUCUGGGCAGCGGGAGCCCUCGCUCUCCCGGCUAGGAGGGAGAGUGGUCGGGGCAGCCUCAGAGAGGGCCAGGAGGGGCUGGCCAGAGAUCCUCCACACAGGGAGGGGGGAGGGGAAGCAGGCCUGAAGCCAGCACUGGAACACUGCAAGUAUUCUUUCAUUUGUCCUCAAAACCUGGGAAUAGAUGCGUCUAUGAUCCCCAUCUAACAGAUGGAGAAACCGAGGCAGAGAUCAAGCGACCUGGCCAGGGUCACGGGGCUGGCGCAUGUCCGAGGCUGGAUGGGAAUUCAGGCUCAGCAAACUGGCCGCGCCGCUCCCCAGGAGGGAACCUCAGAAUCCCCGGUGGGGGGUGCAGACAUGAGACCUUCCCUCUCAGAGGGGGGGCUUUUCACCCUCCCCUGGAUGACCUCCCGGGGCCCCUCCCACUCUGAGCUUCCACUUCCUUCCAUAAAACCACCCUCAGCAAAGUCCGAGAGUCCCGGCCCCCCGGAGCAGGGAAGGAUUCGAAGCUGGGACAGGCCUCAGUUUCCGCCUCUGGCAAACAAGGCCCGGACCAGACGGUCUCCGAGGAAUCUUCCAGGUCUGUGAGCCGGGGACCCACCGAGUCCGGAUUUCCUCUUGGACAUCGCUAAUCAUUUCCAUCUCCAGUGCGGGGGGAGGGGGGGGAGCUCCCCCAUCCGCAGGGCUCGGGAGUCUGGAGGAGGACGGCCAAGGCUGAGGGAGCCGGAGAUGCUCGGUGUGGAGGAGAGAUGCCCCCAGGAGGCUCGCCGUCAGGACCCGAGGGCCGGCUCUGAGCCUCAGUCCGCUCCGGGGGGCUCCGGGGGAGGGGGCCCAGGCAGAAAAAUCAGGAGCCACCCCCAGCUGUGGGCCGUCCAGGGGACUUCCGGCAGGGCCGGCCGGAUGCCUCUGGUCCAUCCCUCGGCCCCGUCGCUUCGUAGCCCGAAUCACUGAAUGGGUGUUGCUUCAGGAAAAGGGUGAAGACCGUAGCUUAAAAAAGCCAAGGUCCCCUGUUGCAUCCAGGGCCGUCUCUGGUCACCCCGACCCGGCCCAGGUGGUGCCGAAGGGGAAGGUGAGGCAGGUGACUUGGCCUGGCAGCUUCCCUCACGCAGAUCCGGUUCAUGGUGUCACCUCCCUGAUGUCGUGGUGCUCUUAGAGAACAAGGGACAAACCCGGCCCCUGGUCAGCCGUGGAGCCGUGGCCGUUGGAGCUCCUCCCAGUCCCGAGAGCCCACGUGGGCAAGCUCUUCCAUUAAAAAGAACUCAGAUGAAGAAAUCCAUCAAUGAGUCAAUCAACAACCCCCCUUUUUAGCUCUUAGAGUACCUGGCUGCAAAGCCCUCCGUUCCAGUGGACUCGAUAAGUAUGGAUUAAGCGUCGGAGAUACAAAGAAAGGCAGUUUAUCCCUGGCAGAAAAUGGGACAGCAACUGUCCAGACGAGAUAAGGACGGGGAACGAUUUCUUUCUUUCUUUCUUUCCUUUUUUUUUUUUUUGGCUGAAGCAAUUAGGGUUAAGUGACUUGCCCAGGGUCACACAGCCGGGAAGUUUUAAGUGUCUAAGGUCAAAUUUGAACUCAGGUCCUCCUGACCUCCACUGCGCCACCUAGCUGUCCCUACUUAACAUAUAUUUCAACAUGUUUUAACAUAUAUUGGACUACCCGCCAUCUAGGGGAGGAGGUGGGGAAAGGGGGGAACACAAGGUUUUGCAGGAGUCAAUGGUGAAAAAUUAUCCGUGCGUAUAUUUGGAAAAUAAAAAGCUUUAAUAAAAUAAAGACAAUAAAGUUGCUAGCUCAAA
Messenger RNA from Antechinus flavipes (yellow-footed antechinus), 3022 nucleotides. It is a transcript of the gene NMUR1, whose product is annotated as neuromedin U receptor 1. Gene Ontology annotation, molecular function: neuromedin U receptor activity. The record is from RefSeq and is a predicted model, not a curated record. Gene Ontology annotation, cellular component: plasma membrane. Gene Ontology annotation, biological process: G protein-coupled receptor signaling pathway. The coding region runs from base 1 to 1269 and encodes 422 amino acids. Lineage: Eukaryota; Metazoa; Chordata; Mammalia; Dasyuromorphia; Dasyuridae. The transcript has 3 exons.